Brettanomyces nanus is the source of this 4233-nucleotide messenger RNA. RefSeq lists its product as uncharacterized. The record is from RefSeq and is a predicted model, not a curated record. The coding region runs from base 1 to 4233 and encodes 1410 amino acids. Lineage: Eukaryota; Fungi; Ascomycota; Pichiomycetes; Pichiales; Pichiaceae. The transcript is spliced from 2 exons. Gene Ontology annotation, molecular function: protein binding.
AUGUCGCACAUUGUCUUGGUCAAACUGCUUCUUUCAUCAUCUUCUGCCUCUCAAUUGAUCAAGGCAAAGGAUAGAGAUGGUUUCACGCCUUUAGACCUGCUCAGCAGUGACGGUCUUGCACAUUUCAGAUGGCUUCCUGAGAGUAUCGGUCGUGUUCAUAGGUAUAGAAAGCCUAAUAAACAUGAAUUGGCAGCAUUGCAGGCUUCUCCAGUAAAAGAACUCAACCUUGAGGCUAGAUUUAUCUCCAGAGACACUUCCUCACUGCCCUUGAAUACACAUAGACCCUUACUUUCUUUUCUUCCUUCCCGUGGUGGUUCCGAUAUUCUUUUCUCCAGCUUAUCUGAUUCGUCUGCGCAUUUAAACCCUGUCGAUCCAUCAUCUCUCAAGCUCCAUUAUGGAGAUUCUCAUUAUUAUACUCGUCUCAGUGACCGGAUUUCUUACCCACGUAUCAAAAAUGCAGUCAUGUCCAAGUUCCAUCGUAUUAUACUUACAUGUGAACCCCGUGGUAAUAUAUUUGUCUCUGGUCUGGGAUCCAACGGACGGCUUGGAAUCGGUUCCAGCCAUACUAAGAGUGGCUUUGUACCUGUUACCAGGCUUCAUGAUGAGAGGAUCGUCGCUGCUGAUGUCUCUGAUGAUCACACAGUUUGUCUAAGUUCCUCCAACAAUGUCUACACCUGGGGUUCUAACACUUAUGGUCAGCUAGGAUAUUAUGUUGAUACUGAUGUGGACGGUAUUGGAUCUCAUAUAGACCCCAGUCAACCUCUUCCUCGCUCUGUCUGUCUGGGUGACUUAAAGAAGAAUUCUGAGAGGCUCUUGGGCGUUACUUGUUCCAAGUAUCAUACAGUUGUUUACACUCGACACUGUCUCUAUAUCUGGGGGUUAAAUCUAGGGCAAUUUGGAUUUACUACCGAUCCCACAGCGACGAGAAACGAUAGAAGAUCUGAAACCAGAUCUGAAACCAGAUCUAAUUCAACUUCUUUGUUGAAAAUGAUCGAGAACGUUCCUCGAAAGUUGGAGUUUAAACAUGGUGUCAUCAGGCAGGUGAGUGCGACUGAAAGGGCCACCCUUGUACUUACAGAGAAGGACGAAAUCCACGCUUAUUUGCAUGGAUAUCAUGCAAGAAUUCUUCCACCUUUACUUAGUAAGAUAGAUGACAGCAACUUCAAUGCUUUCAGACCUCGUGUCCUUUCCCAGAGAAAACGGAUCGUGAAAAUGGUUACUCAGAAAGCGUCUUCUGUCUGUUUGCUGCUUUAUGACAACGGAAAUGUAACCCAACUUACUAUGGAUAUGCAGAGUAAGAACACUGGCGAUUUCACUAAGUCACUACGGUUUUCUACUGUUUGGAAGGCUUCCAAAAGGCAUAUGAGAUGUACAGAUGUUGAUAUGGGCAACGACGGAUCCGUGAUAAUCUGUGUUGCCGACGGUUCCGUGUAUAAACGAACCAAAAGAAUCAAAGUCAAACAAUCUAAUUCGAGUCAUGGUGCCAUUUCCAGACGAUACAAAUUCAAUCGUGUCUUCGACGUCAACAGGGUUGUCAGAGUAAUUACUGAUCCAUCUUUUGACAAGUUCUUCUUUAUUAGAGACGAAGUGGAUCUUUUGCCUCAUAGAAUGGCGAAAAGUUGUGUUUUUAGGGAUAUUUCUCGACUAUCUCCUAUGUACGAACUUGAUGAUCGGCAUUUACAGAUCCGUCUGAUUGUGGAUACUUUGAGCGAACCUCUAUUACUCAAAGAGGAUACUUAUAAGGCGGAUUUCUUAGGUAAAACAUUUCAAAGUUUGUGCUCCAAUAACAACGAAAUUGGAUCAGGCUACAAUGAUUCCAGUGAUGAUGAAGAGGAGGUCUCGCUCAAAGGAAUCUCAGACAAGAUUUAUAGAGCCUAUUUGUCCCGAUGGUCGACUUCGCCGGUAAUUCCUGUGGUUCGCCUAUCCUACUUCGAUACACAGGGAAUUUCAGAUAUGCUUCAAUCGGAAGAUCUCGAGUACUGGCUCACCUUGAAGGAUCUCGAAUCGGGGAGCAAGCAUUACGAUUUUACCGUAGUGGUGAAAGAUGAUUUUUCUGAACAUCAAUUCGAGAUGAGGUGUCACAAAGAGCUACUUGUUCAGAGAUGUCCUGUGCUAAGGAAGCUCAUAUGUCAUGGAGGUGAUCCUUUGCAACUCAACGGCAUUAGUGCUGUGUGUGAAAGCCCUUGCUCACUGUAUAUCUCUGGUAAAGUGACGGUUCGAGCCAUAGGAAUAUUCCUUCACUUCUUAUAUACCGAUCAGUUUUUGGACGUCUGGAACCAUUUUCCUCUUGGCAAAGUUCCUGCUGAGAUACAGAGAUCUCGAGUUUCUUUUGAAUGCGUUUCUCGCUUGUUCGGGAUUGUGAGUCCUGUUGGUAGAACGCAAUGUGUUAGCUCGUUACUCGAAGAUUUAGAACAGUUACUUGCUGGUGAUAGAGGAGAUACUGAGAUAAUACUCCGAGACGGGACUUUGAUGGCACCUUCGUUUUUGCUGUCCUGCAGAAGUGCUUACUUUGAAACAAUUCUCUCAGAGACGUGGACAGAAGUAGUUCCUGGCCAACGUACUUUGCACAUUCCGGAAGCCUCUGUUAUACAGUUCCGGGCUAUACUUCGAUAUUUUGCCGGUUGUGAUUAUUUGUCACUCUUUGAAGGGCUUAAAGUGGAAAAUGCAGAAGAAUUCUGCAACUUUUGUCUCGAUUUGAUCGAUAUAGCAAACGAAUUUCUUCUAGAUGAACUAUCCGAUAUCUGCCAACUGUGUCUAAAAGAUUUCAUUACGCUUGAUAACUAUGAAGUACUAUUAGUGCGGGCAUAUCAAGCUGAUGCUAGAAAGUUGUUUGAAAACUGUCUUUGGUUUGUCUACAAUAACUUGGGACUGCUCCUAUUUGAUAGCGACUCUUUAGUGGCAGACGUUAAUUCGUUUGACAAGUCGUUUUGGCUCUGUGUUGAUGCCGGAAUCAAGUGGUUUGAUAGCUUGAAGCAUACUGCCAGUAUCAAGGAGAUUUACAACCGGAAGGAAGAAUCAUCUUCACCUUUUGUCAAAAGUCCUAAUACGCUAAUUAUGGAGUUUAUGUCAGACAUAAAGUCUUUUGAUAGCCAUUUUGUGCAUCCGCUUUUAUGGGAUGCGUUGGGUUCUUUCAAAGAAGAAGACGAUCUUAUGGAUGUAGCAUUUAGUAGAAGAAGGUCGUCUUCCAAGGCCAAAGAGAAGGAAGAGGAGAAGGAAAAACCAUUGUAUGGUAUUCAUCAUGCUCUAGUUCCUGGCUCAAUGCCAAGUUCGGCGUCCUUGGAUAGGCAAUUGGACUCACGACACGGCGAAUCGUUUACGAGUACCGAUUCGUUUGGAAGCGAGUCUGCUAUUGCUGACGACUUCGAGUCUGUUGGAGGAGACGACUUUGUGGUCAUAAGUGGAGGCAACAAUAGAAGAUGCCGGUCAUCAGCAAAUCGUCGUAGCCCAGAUUCAGGAAAUGGCAGACCGCAGUUAGCAAGUGUUUCUAUUUCCGAGUCGAGUUCGGUCAGCAGACGCCAGAGCAGUACAGGAAUGGGUUCAAUGGCUAUGUCAGCUUCGACAUCGUCUACGGUGUCGUCUUUGCCCUCUCUUGAUGAAGCAUUAAAGUCCAGAGAGAAGCGGUCUUCGUAUACUCCGAAGUAUAAAUAUAGGCCAUCGUCGGCAUCUUCUACAGCUCGUUUGUCGCAGAAAGAGCGUAAGAAGAAAGAAUUGAGUCACGAGGCAAAGCCUGAAAGUGUUACACCUGUUCCCACAUCUAUAGCACCUGCACCAUGGACUGGAAGCUCGACUUGGAAGACAGCUACUCCUGUGCCUGUAGCAUUGCAGUUUCCACCCACUGGAAGUAGUGUUCCGGCGGUUGCAAGUUCCGGAAAGCAGAUGUCUGCUUGGCAGGAGAGGCCUAAAGUGGCAGCAAAGGUGUCUUUGACGAUGCCAGAUACACCAGUAGGAUCGGUCACCUCGUUUGACUCUGUGCUUCUUGAAGAGAAAAUGAAUAAGGAAAUUCAGCAGAGUAGCAUGAAUCAGAGAGUUUCAUUGGAAGAUGUUCAACGAGAAGAGGAAUUCGCUAGAUGGUGGGAAGAAGAAAGUGCAAAGGUUCAAAAUGAGAUGAGAAGAGGCAAAGAGAAUGCCAAAAAGGCUCAAAAAAAGAAUCAUCGUAAGGUCAAAAAUAGCGGUCAGUACCCUCGUCAAGGACUACAUGGUGAGCACAAUGAGAGAGCCCAUCAAACUACCUGA